AUGAAAGAAGAAGCCCAAACUGAGACUUUCAAAGUAAUGUUUAUUGCCUAUUCCAGUCAAGUAGUGGAAGAACUUUAUCAAAGAAUGAAAAAGAUUUCUUGUCAUGUAAUUCCAAUCAUUUACCCAAAUAAAAAAUUAAGUAAAGGAGUAAACGAAAUAGUCGCUAACAACGAAAAAAAUAUCGAAAUUUUUCGUAGCAAACAAAAUGAAAAUUACCAAAUUGCUUUAGUUUUAGAUAUGUUAAAUGUCGGUUUUGAUAUGCCUUGUUUGCAAGCAGUUUUUAUAGAUACAAUUAAAAGUGAAGAUCACGACAUUUUCCAAACCAUCUCUCGACCUAAUCGCCAAUUUAGUGGCAAGAACCACGGUACAAUUAUCGAUUUUCUCGGACUCAAGGAUAAUAUUAUUCAGGCAGUAAAAAAAUACGAUGCUCAAAGUUUGCUAAUUUUGGAUCAGGAAAUUGGAAGAAAAAUAAAAGAAGACAUUCAAAAAUUACAAAAGGUUUAUGAUGACUUAGGAAAAGAGAUAAAUAAGCAGUUGAUGAAAGAUUUGCAGUCUGAGCCUAGUUCUCUAUUAUUUAUUGCCGACCAAUUAAAGAAAAAUGAGGAAAAAUGGUCUGAUUUUCGUCAAAUUUGUAUAGAAGAAAAAAUAUUCUUGCAAAGAUCGCUAGAAAUAACUCAAUUAGUUAGACAAGUUAAACAAGAAAAAGACAUUAUCGACUUAAAUUUUCCAGAGUCUUCGGAUUUAUCAGUUUCUGAAUUAGAAAUUCAUAAAAAGGAAUUAGAAAAUGAGAUUUUUCGCUAUAAGAAAAAUCCGGAACAGAUUUUGUCUGUUACUAUUCAUAGAUUGUUAAAAGAAAAUUUUCCUACUGAAAAAACCUUUGAUUUAAAAUUAACUACCGAGAAAAUAUUAAAAACUACUAAGGAACUUCGAGAAAAAAUCGAUUGA
Molecule: messenger RNA, 945 nt
Organism: Funneliformis geosporum
Lineage: Eukaryota; Fungi; Glomeromycota; Glomeromycetes; Glomerales; Glomeraceae
Source: the annotation of a GenBank genome assembly